AAUAAAAUUCGUGUAAGAUAAAGCAAAGAUAAGAUGAAAACAAAGGUAUCUUCUACUUUUUCCACAAUAUUACUAACAAAGAAAAACCCUAAAUAUUUUCACUUCCAAAUAUCUUAACACCAUCUCUAUAGGAAAAAUCAUUUGAAGCAUUACUAACAAAGCUCAAUCACACUAUUAUAAACCCUAAUUAUCAAUUGGGGUCUCAAGAAAAAAUGAGUUCUUUAACUACAACAUGGUGUCCAAACUCUUUUCAGCUUAGAUUAGCAUUCAGUAGCAAAAAGCCUAAGGCAAUAUUUGCAGGAAUGCGUGUAGGGAAGUUGGAUUAUCAUGGGGUUCGUUUGGUUUCGAUUAAAAUGAAUGGUAAUAAUGUGUCAAAUGGUAGUGGAGUGGAAAAAAGAAGUAGUGCAGGGGUAAAUUCGACUAAUUCAACUGAUGGUUUUGCUGGAUGGUCUGGAGCUGAUGGUGCUGAGAAAUCUAGUGAGUCACAGGGAAAGCAGAAUAUCGCAGGGAUUGUUGGAGCUGGAGCAGCUGGGAUUAUCCUUGUGUCUGGCCUUACCUUUGCUGCAUUGUCAAUAAGCAGACGGAGUUCAACAAGAAUUAAACAGCAGAUGGAGCCCUUGACAGCACAUCAAGAAAUGUCGAUCGAUUCUGACAAUCAUAAUGACACAGUUCAAGAGGAGAAAGUUUUAGAUGAUAAUGAAAUCAAAGAUUAUAGUGGUGAAGAGGCAGGUAUAAGCAAGGAUCCAUCUUUAUACACAGAAAAUGCUGGAGCUGUUGAAAAUAGAAUUAGUGGGAAUACUGAUGAUGGGAAUCCAUCCGAUGAUGGUGCGGUCGUUGAUGAGACCCAUAUUCAGCAUGAUUUGGAUGACGGAAAAGCUAGUGAUGAUGGAGUAGUUGGUACUGAAGCCAUAUCUGAAUCUCCUGAAGCUACCUUUGUGACGUCAAGCUAUGAAAGUGAGGAAGACAGCCUUGUUGCGGGAAAACCAGAACCAACAACUGAACCAAAACAGAAGAACUUUAAUGAUGAUGAAGUUGCUGCUGCAUCAGUUAUUAAUCCAAAUUCAACAUAUGAAGUUAAUAACCAGGUGGGAGAAUCUAAUUUGGAGGGAUCAGGAUACUCGAGAGACUCACCUCCUAUUGAGCCUUCUAACCUCGACACUGCUGUUAAUCCACAAUCAGAACCACUUCUAGAACCCAUGAUUAUGCACGAAGAGUUUGUAGAGACUCAAAUCUCAUUUCCCACCGCCAAUGUUGACCUGAGCAAAAUGCCGGAGGUUCCAAUUGAUGGAGAUAAGUUAAACAGAGAUGAAGUGCCUGGUACAGCUUCAGUUUCAACAACAGCUUAUGACCAUCUUGGAAACGAUUUUAAGGAUAUGAACGCAAGCAGAUCACCUUUUAACUCAACGGAUCCUGGGGAUAUCUUUACUUCUGCUGGUAUUCCUGCUCCAUCUACUAUUUCUCCAGCUUUGCAGGCACUUCCGGGAAAGGUUUUAGUUCCUGCUUCCUUUGAUCAAGUCCAAGGUCAAGCGCUCGCAGCAUUACAAGCUUUGAAGGUUAUUGAGUCUGAUGUUCAACCUGGAGAUCUUUGCACUCGGCGUGAGUAUGCUCGUUGGUUGGUCUCUGCUAGUAGUGCUCUAUCAAGCAAGAGUGCUAUUGAUUACUACAGAACCACUGUCUCAAAGGUCUACCCUGCUAUGUACAUUGAGAAUGUUACUGAUCUUGCCUUCGAUGAUGUUACAUCUGAUGAUCCAGACUUCCCGUCUAUACAAGGUUUGGCCGAAGCAGGGUUACUUUCCAGCAAGCUCUCAAGACGUGACAUGCAGUCAUCUUCGGAUGAUGACCAAAGUCCUGUCUUCUUCUGUCCCGAAAGUCCUUUAUCACGUCAAGAUCUUGUCAGCUGGAAGAUGGCCAUAGAGAAAAGACAGCUACCACUUGUUGACCAAAAGUCCGUACAGAAAGUCUCUGGGUUCAUAGAUGCUGAUAAGAUUCAUCCAGAUGCAUGGCCUGCGCUGGUAGCUGACUUGUCAUCAGGUGAACAGGGAAUAGUAGCACUUGCAUUUGGGUACACAAGACUCUUCCAACCGCAUAAACCUGUGACCAAAGCCCAAGCUGCUAUUGCCCUAGCAACUGGUGAAGCUUCUGACAUCGUUGGUGAGGAACUUGCACGCAUUGAGGCUGAAUCAAUGGCUGAAAAAGCUGUUUCAGCCCAUAAUGCUCUGGUAGCUGAAGUUGAAAAAGAUGUGAAUGCAAGUUUUGAGAAGGAGCUCUUAUUAGAAAGGGAAAAGAUUGAUGCAGUGGAGAAGUUGGCUGAGGAAGCAAGGAGAGAGUUAGAGAGUUUGAGAGCUCAGCGGGAGGAAGAGAAUUUAGCUUUAAUGAAGGAACGUGCUGCUGUUGAUUCAGAAAUGGAAGUUUUUUCCAGAUUAAGACGCGAGGUAGAAGAACAAUUACAGACUCUUAUGAACGACAAAUUAGAGAUCUCAUAUGAUAAAGAGAGGAUCGAAAAGCUAAAGAAAGAUGCAGAAUUUGAAAACCAAGAGAUAGCACGAUUGCAGUAUGAGCUGGAGGUCGAGAGGAAAGCAUUAUCCUUAGCUAGGACUUGGGCGGAAGACGAGGCUAAAAAAGCUAGAGAGCAAGCAAAAACCUUGGAAGGGGCUAGAGACCGCUGGCAGAAGCAAGGCAUCAAAGUGGUAGUUGACAAUGACCUGCAAGAAGAAGCCAAUGCUGGAGUUACAUGGCAGAAUGCUGGAACUCAGUCCGUUGAGUCGGCUGUUAACAGAGCUGAAACAUUAGUGGACAAGCUCAAGGAAAUGGCUGAUACAGUGAGAGGGAAAUCAAAAGAGACUAUUCAUAUGAUUAUUGAAAAAAUAAUGUUGCUGCUCACCAUGCUUAAGGAGUGGGCACAAAAGGCAGGCAGGCAAACAGUGGAGUUCAAGGAUGCUGCCAUGUCGAAGAUGGGAAGCUCAGUACAAGGAAUACAGCAAAGCUCAGCUGAAGUUGGCUCGGCUUUCAAGGAUGGUGUUAAGCGCUUCGCCGGUGAUUGCAGGGACGGAGUCGAGAAAAUCUCACAGAAAUUCAAGACAUGAAAAAUGUGUUGUAUGAAAGACUCUUGUAUCCAUUUUGCUAUUUUGGUCAAUAAAUUUUCUCUGAUUGGAGCAGUCAAUCUUGGCCCAUACAAGCUGGUGGCCAUUGCCAUCCACCAGCAGAGGGAAUAAAAGAAAACUUUGAGAGGGAUACCUUCCAUUACCACAUUGAUUAUUUUAGCUUCUUAAUUGUACUAUAUACGAGUUUGUAUUAGUACUGAACUUCUCAAUUGUACUGAAUUCGUCUCGUAGCAAAUGAAUAACGAAAGAAGACAUAUGACA
Lycium barbarum (goji berry) is the source of this 3362-nucleotide messenger RNA. RefSeq lists its product as uncharacterized. The transcript has 10 exons. NCBI's taxonomy places the organism in Eukaryota, Viridiplantae, Streptophyta, Magnoliopsida, Solanales, Solanaceae. The record is from RefSeq and is a predicted model, not a curated record. Bases 213 to 3083 code for a protein of 956 amino acids.